Messenger RNA from Pogona vitticeps (central bearded dragon), 4150 nucleotides. The record is from RefSeq and is a predicted model, not a curated record. Lineage: Eukaryota; Metazoa; Chordata; Lepidosauria; Squamata; Agamidae.
AGUCUUGGGGAUCCGUUCGGUCCCGGGCCGAGCGAGGGCGCCUUCCCGCUCCCCGGCCGCCGGCGCGAAGAUCCCUGGAAGACCUCCGUCGUCCUCCCCCUGCGGACCAUGGCGAGACCCGGGAGCGAGUCCUAAAAUGCCGGUGAUGAGGGGCCUCCUGGCUCCCCAAAACACCUUCCUCGACACCAUAGCAACCCGCUUUGAUGGCACGCACAGUAACUUUGUGCUGGGCAACGCUCAAGUGCGUGGGGCCUUCCCUGUGGUGUACUGUUCUGAUGGCUUCUGUGAACUGACUGGCUUCUCCCGGGCAGAGGUCAUGCAGCGUUGCUGUGCCUGCAGCUUCCUCUACGGGCCUGACACCAGCGAACUUGUCCGCGCCCAGAUCCGCAAGGCCCUUGACGAGCGCAAAGAAUUUAAGGCUGAGCUCAUUCUCUACAGGAAGAGCGGUGUCCCCUUUUGGUGUCUCCUGGAUGUGGUGCCUAUCAAGAAUGAGAAAGGAGAAGUGGCCCUCUUUCUGGUCUCCCACAAGGAUAUCACUGAAACCAAGAGCAGAGCAUCUGCAGAAAACUGGAAGGAAGGAGGUGAAAUUAGACGUGGUGGGCGACGGCGCUAUGGCCGAGGUGGAGCUAAAGGUUUUAAUGCCAACCGUCGGCGAAGCCGGGCUGUCCUCUAUCACCUGUCGGGGCACCUCCAGAAGCAGGGCAAAGGGAAGCGCAAGCUGCACAAGGGUGUCUUUGGGGAGAAGCCUGCCUUGCCCGAAUACAAAGUGGCUGCCGCACGCAAGUCGCCCUUCAUCCUGUUGCAUUACGGGACCUUCAAGGCCGGCUGGGAUGGGCUGAUUCUCCUGGCCACGCUCUACGUGGCCGUUACGGUGCCCUACAGUGUCUGCUUCAGUGGCGCCAAGGACGAAGGGCUUCCGGAAGCGAUCCGCGCACCCCCCAGUGUCUGUGAUCUUUCGGUUGAGAUCCUUUUCAUCUUAGACAUUGUGCUGAAUUUUCGUACCACCUUUGUCAGCAAGUCAGGGCAGGUGGUGUUUGACCCUCACGCCAUCUUCUUGCACUACCUGACACGCUGGUUUGUGCUGGACCUCUUAGCAGCCCUGCCUUUUGACCUCCUCUAUGCCUUUCACGUCAAUGUGUACUUCGGGGCACACUUGCUGAAGACAGUGAGGUUGUUGCGGCUGCUGCGGCUGCUUCCCAAUCUGGACCGGUACUCCCAGUACAGCGCUGUGGUCCUGACCUUGCUCAUGACGGUCUUUGCUCUCCUGGCUCACUGGGUGGCCUGUGUCUGGUACUUCAUUGGGCAGCGUGAGGUCGAGAGCAGCCCCUCCCAGCUGCCAGGGAUAGGUUGGCUGCAGGAGCUGGCUCGCCGACUCGAGACUCCUUACUACUUGGUGCAGAGGAACAGCAGUGGCGAAGACUCUUCCACCAACCGGACGAAUCCCCCCCUGAAUAGCAGCGCCUGGGAGCUCCUGGGAGGCCCUUCCCUGAGAAGCUCCUACAUCACAUCCCUCUACUUCGCCCUCAGCAGCCUGACCAGCGUGGGUUUUGGCAACGUGUCGGCCAACACGGACUCAGAGAAAAUUUUCUCCAUAUGUACCAUGCUGGUGGGGGCCUUGAUGCAUGCUGUCGUCUUUGGCAACGUGACAGCCAUCAUCCAGCGCAUGUACGCUCGCCGCUUCCUGUACCACAGCCGCACGCGGGACCUUCACGACUACAUCCGCAUCCAUCGUAUCCCUCCACCGCUGAAGCAGCGCAUGCUAGAGUACUUCCAGGCCACAUGGAGUGCCAGUAAUGGCAUUGAUACUCGUGAGUUGCUGCAGAGCCUGCCAGAUGAGUUGCGAGCAGACAUUGCCCUGCACUUGCACAAGGACCUGCUGCAACUGCCCCUCUUUGAGGGGGCAAGUCGGGGCUGCCGGCGCUCCCUUUCACUCGGCGUUCGUACUUCCUUCUGCACGCCAGGGGAAUACCUGAUCCGGCAAGGAGAUGCCCUCCAAGCCCUCUACCUGGUCUGCUCGGGCUCUAUGGAAGUGCUGAAAGACGGCACUGUGCUUGCCAUCCUAGGCAAGGGAGACCUGAUUGGUUGCCACAUCUCCUCCAGGGAGCAAGUGAUCCAAGCCAAUGCAGACGUGCGAGGCCUCACUUACUGUGAUCUGCAAUGCCUGAGCUUGCCUGGCCUUCUCGCCAGCCUGGAACUUUACCCAGAGUUUGCCAGUAAAUUCCGGCAGGAACUGUCCUGUGAGCUCAGCUACAACCUGGGUGGGGGCAGCAGCUUCCCAGAAUCGUCACCAGCAAUGAGUGGCAGGGAACCCACCACUUUACUCUCUGUGGUGGGGAAGGGUGUCGCUGGCACUCUCUUCCCCCCAGAUCACAGAACUCCCUAUUUGCCUCCAGAGCCAGCCGAGGAAUCCUCUGUUCCCCUGUGCCCUUCUUCCUUUGGAGGCCACAACCAUUACCCACCACGCUCAGAUGUUCCACGCCAGCCCCGCUCUGAAACCUCCUCCCAUCCCACAGCGUUGCGUCUACACAGUGCUCCCUACAGUGGGCCCCCAGAUCUCAGCCCCAGAGUUGUAGAUGGCAUCGAGGACGGGUCCAGUUCUGACAAACCCAUUUUUAGCUUCCGCGUUGGCCUGUCGGGUCCAGACUAUACCAGUCCUUCACCUGGCACAGACAGUGGCUUGCUCACCAUCCCUCCAGAGCUAACAGGUGCUGAUACUAUUGAGAAACUGCGGCAAGCGGUGGCUGAACUCUCCGGGCAAGUUCAGCAAAUGCGGGAAGGCCUCCAGUCCCUGCGCCAAGCCGUCCAGCUCUUCCUCCUCUCCCAGGGCCCGGCCCAGCCACGGGCUGACCUUCCAUCCUACAGCUCCUUUCCCUGUGCAGACGCCCCUGCGAAUCCACUGCUGAGCCCGCUUCGAGUAGACACUGGACUCUCCCCGACCUUCUGUUCCCAUAGUGCACCGCCCGCACCCUGUCCCAAUGGAGCCUGUGGCCGGGUCCAGUGGAUGUGGUCGCCACCAGCUGGCCAGAGCUCACCCUGGCCUGGAACAUUCUGGACUCAAGGGCCAGGAAAGGACACUGACGAAGGGCCGGCUUCAUUCACCAGUCAUGGACCCGGGGGCCAGGGGACCAACACACAGCUGCCAAGCCCCAGCCAAAGAGAGGGCUGCCUCCCCCAAACUUGCUCCCCUGCAGACACAGCAUGCCAUACAGAAACCAAAUCUUCCAGGACUCCAACUUGCGAUUCUGCAAGUUUUGAGAUGGUGCUGAUUGGCACUGGGAACAACCACGCUACAGACAGUGCCCCCUGUUGGCCAGAGGAGGAAGGGACAGGCUUAUGAACCUAUUUGGCGUUCCUGAUAGCGGAAAGCUCAGUCUCUGGCACUGCUCUGGUCUGGAAAUUUGACAAAGAGGAAUCUCUUGUUUUAUUGUACCAGGUGGGAGCCCAUUCUGGACAACAGACCAAGAAGGGAAGGGAAAAAAACCCAAGGAAGUCCAGAUACAGUGUUGUUUAAAAGCUGUAGCAGCUGUCAUAAUAAGGAUAGGACUGUAAAACAGCCAUAGAAAUUCUCUGAAGUGUGAUGGAACACAUAGUUUAUCUGGGAAAAAUCAGGGAAACAAGAGCUGCUUCAAUGACCUUUGUUAUCAAAAGCCCUCCUGUCUGGAAUACUGUGGGGGUUAGGAAAUACAUGGAUUUAACAUGCAGAUGCUUGAAAUAUGCAAAGUGCCCCCUAAUUAUAACAGUUCUUCCUUCAGGCAGCUCGUUAGGCAUGGGUGGUGGCCGUGCAGUACCAGCAGACACCCCGCCCCCUGGCUUGUGCAUCUAGUUAUUCUGGUGGGAGAGCAGGACAGAGGUCCCCUCUGCGAUACUGGGGUCAUGCAAUGGUGGAUCUCCUUUUUAUAAAUUAAAAGGACAUGUUUUGAACAGUGGCCUCUGGGUUUUCAAAGAAAUCCUAGCCUGGAGUUUAUUGUCUCUACAAUGGAGCCAGGUCAAGAGAGAAAGGCUUUUGCAAGCUGUGUAAAGGGAAAGAGGGAGCAAAGACUUCCAGUUUGGAUAAGACGGCUUUUCACUGCUUUGGUCUAAAUUCAUUUCGAGAGCUGAGAUGCAGAACUGCCUGUCGUUCCUAAUAAACAGGCAAUACAGAUGCACAAUA